AUGUUUAACACUAGAUCUACAGCAACAGAAGUUGCAAAGGCUUUGGCAACACGAAUUCGCGGCAAGACGGUCUUAAUCACUGGCAUAAGCCCCGGGAGUCUUGGAUCUGCUACGGCUAUGGCUAUUGCCUCACAACAGCCGCAGCGGCUGCUCCUUGGCUCGCGCACCAUGAAAAACAUCCACUCUGUCAUGGCCGAUAUUCAUUCCGUGUAUCCAUCCACUACUGUAGAACCAGUGUUGAUUGAUCUAUCAUCGCAGAAGUCUGUUCGUGCAGCAGCAGCAGACGUUAAUUCUCGCAUUUCGAAGCUGGACGUUCUGAUAAACAAUGCUGGAAUUAUGGCCGUGCCAGAUCGCACACUGUCUGAAGACGGCAUUGAAAUUCAGUUUGCGACCAAUCAUCUUGGCCACUUCCUGUUCACCAACUUAAUUCUCAAGAAUCUUCAAGCUGCAGCAAAAGAUGCCAGGAACGAAGGUGACACACGCGUUAUUAACCUCAGCAGCAAUGGCCAUCGCAUUUCGCCUGUUCGAUUCAGUGAUUGGAACUUUGAGAACAAGGCCGUACCUCCGGAAGAGCAGGCAGAUGAAGAAGCAUACAAAAGCCGAGGCCAGACCUUGGAAUGGAGCAACGGAUAUGAGAAAUUUGUAGCAUAUGGCCAGUCCAAGACAGCCAAUAUUCUUUUCUCUCUAUAUCUGCGGAAUGCCCUAGCCGAGAGUGGAAUAUUGUCAUUCAGUGUACAUCCAGGAACCGUAAUGUCAAAUCUUAUCCGGCACAUGGACUUGUCUAAACUGCAAGCCUCCAUUAAGAAUGCGCCAGCAGGAGGAAACGUACCCGCCCUCAAAUCUCUCGACCAGGGCGCCGCAACUUCAAUUUUUGCCGCCUUCGAUCCAUCACUAAAUGCUGAAUCAUCUAUAUAUUUGGAAGACUGUCACAAUGGUAUUGCUGAAGCUUACGCUAGCGACCUCGACUCGGCAGCUAAACUCUGGAAACUCAGUGAACUAAUUGUUGGGCAAAGCUUCUCACUGAAAGGAGAGUAG
Messenger RNA from Trichoderma virens Gv29-8, 1035 nucleotides. RefSeq lists its product as uncharacterized. Lineage: Eukaryota; Fungi; Ascomycota; Sordariomycetes; Hypocreales; Hypocreaceae. The transcript is spliced from 4 exons. The record is from RefSeq and is a predicted model, not a curated record. Bases 1 to 1035 code for a protein of 344 amino acids.